Messenger RNA from Candida dubliniensis CD36, 639 nucleotides. RefSeq names its product J-type chaperone. Gene Ontology annotation, molecular function: ATPase activator activity; protein-folding chaperone binding. NCBI's taxonomy places the organism in Eukaryota, Fungi, Ascomycota, Pichiomycetes, Serinales, Debaryomycetaceae. The coding region runs from base 1 to 639 and encodes 212 amino acids. Gene Ontology annotation, biological process: protein complex oligomerization; [2Fe-2S] cluster assembly. The record is from RefSeq and is a predicted model, not a curated record. The transcript has a single exon. Gene Ontology annotation, cellular component: mitochondrion.
AUGCUUACACGAUUCAUUGGCAUAACAAGGUCUGGGAUCUGUCGGACAUAUCUGACAGCUUCCACUAAAUCAUUUUAUGAAUUGUUUCCGAAAAAUUUUCCACAUGGUGGCCCCCCACAAGAUUCAUUUAUUGUGAACGACAAAUCCUUACGUCGAGAGUAUCGUUCGCUACAGAGUGAAAGCCACCCGGACAUUUCGUCAGAUACUAUUAAAUCUUCAAACAUAAACAGAGCUUAUACCACUUUGAAGAAUCCGUAUACCCGCAUCGCCCAUUUCAUCCACUUGAAACUGCCGGACCAUGUAAAUAUCACCGACGAUGCAGUGGCCAAGCAACUAAUCAAGAAUUACCAAAAGAAAUCCAUGGAAGCGUCAAUGAACUAUAAGGAGAUGCUAAUGCAGGUAAUGGAAGCCCACGAGCAACUAGAAUUAGCAGAACUGGAAAACGAAUUGGAAACGUUGGGGGCCGAAAAUGAUGAGCGUAUAAGAUCCACCGAAGAAAAGAUCAACCAGUCACUAAAACAUACUUCUAUAGACUGGGAAGAGUUGAUGAUGGAUGCUAUCCAGCUAAAGUAUUGGGUUAAUAUACAAAAUGGAAUCAAAGAUUGGGAGCCCGGUAAGCCAGUCCAUCUAACUCAUUAA